AUUAGUAUUUAUAUAUUUUGUUAGUUAGAAAUAAUAAAAAAAAUAAAAAUGGGGAAAGCUGGUGGUAGGAAGAAGAAAGGCAGCAGUAAUAGUAAUGUUGUUAGCCAAAACCAAAGUCAAGGUCAAGGUCAAAGUCAAAACCCUAGUCAAACUGAGAGUAAUGUUAACACGAAACCGAUGUCGAAUGGUGGUGGGGUGGAUUUGGAUGCAACCCUUUUCUUGAAAAGAGCUCUUGAUCUUAAAGAAGAAGGAAAUAAGAGGUUUCAAAGUAAGGAUUUUGCGGGUGCGCUUGAACAAUAUGAAAAUGCGCUUAAGUUGACUCCGAAAGGUCACCCUGACCGAGCGGUGUAUCAUAGUAACCGUGCGGCUUGUUUGAUGCAAAUGAAGCCGAUAGAUUAUAAGAUGGUGAUAUCUGAGUGUUCUAUGGCGUUGCAAGUUCAGCCUAGGUUUGUUAGGGCUUUGCUUCGUAGGGCUAAGGCUUUCGAGGCUGUUGGGAAGUAUGAAAUGGCUAUGUUAGAUGUGCAGACUCUUUUAAGUGUAGAACCGAGUCACAGGGAUGCUUUAGAAAUUGCUAGGAGGUUGCGAGCGCCUAUUAAUGGGGCUCGUCAGGAUGUGCAGCAGGACCUUCAGAGUCGCCCUUCGCCUGCGGCUCUUGGGGCUUCUGCUAUACGUGGAGCCCCGAUUUCUGGACUUGGACCUUGUUUGCCACCCCGUCCUGUUCCUAAGAAGACUGGAGUUUCUGGGUCGGUUAAUGUUGGAAAUAAUAAGGUGGAAAAGACGUAUCCUGUUCCGCCUGUUGAAACUGACCAUGAGGUUAAAACUAGCCAAAUGCCUAAACUAGUUUUGAAGCCUUCAGGCGGGUCUUCUAAUAAAUCUAGUGUUAAUGCUAACAAGGAUAACCAGACUGAAAAGGUGGUAUCUUUAAAACCGCCCGCACCACAGGUUGUAAUUCAAUGGAGAUCUUUGAAACUCGUGUAUGAUCACGACAUAAGGCUUGCACAAAUGCCAGUGAACUGCAGCUUUGCGGUGUUGAGAGAGAUUGUAAGCAAAAGGUAUCCGUCUUCCAAGUCAGUCCUGAUAAAAUACAAAGAUGAUGAUGGGGAUUUGGUGACCAUAACUUGUACUCGUGAACUCAGACUGGCUGAAUCUAUUGCAGACAACCUUGUUCUUCCAGAGAAAGAAUCUGAUAUAGAAAAGUUCGACUUGAUUGGGAUGUUGAAGUUGCAUAUUGUUGAGGUUAGUCCAGAACAAGAGCCACCAUUGUUGGAGGAAGUUGAGGAGGUAGAAGAAGAGAAACCUGUUGAGAUCGAGCCGAUUGAAGCAGAAAAUAGUGAGACCCAUACCCAUACAGAACCUGAUAAAGAUCAGAAGAUAGAAAAAGAAGCUGAUGCAACAGAAAAGCCAGCAUCAUCUGAAGAACCCGAGUUGAAAGAGGUGGAAAUGGACGAUUGGCUAUUUGAAUUUGCUCAGUUAUUCCGGACCCAUGUAGGGAUUGACCCAGAUGCCCAUAUUGACCUACAUGAGCUUGGAAUGGAAAUGUGCUCUGAAGCACUUGAAGAAACCGUCACUAGUGAAGAAGCUCAGAUUCUCUUUGAUAAGGCUGCCUCAAAGUUUCAAGAAGUUGCAGCUUUGGCUUUUUUCAAUUGGGGGAAUGUUCAUAUGUGUGCUGCCCGUAAACGUAUCCCUAUAGAUGACUCGGGUGAUAAAGAGAUGGUGGCAACCCGGCUUCAAGGAGCAUAUGAUUGGGUGAAAGAUAAAUACACAUUAGCAAGAGAGAAAUACGAAGAGGCACUGUUGAUAAAACCAGACUUUUAUGAAGGAUUACUAGCAUUAGGCCAACAGCAAUUUGAAAUGGCGAAACUUUAUUGGUCGUUUGUUGUUGCCAAAAAAGAUGACUUGUCAAAGUGGGAUCCAACAGAAACAAUACAGCUUUUCGACAGUGCUGAACAGAAGAUGAAAUCCGCAACCGAGAUGUGGGAAAAGCUAGAGGAACAACGAGCUAAAGAUGCAAAAGAUCCUAAUGUCAGUAAAAAAGAAGAAUUAUCGAAGAAAAAGUCAAAGGUCAAUAGUGAUGUUUCAGCUGAUGAGGCAGCAGAACAAGCAGCUGUUAUGAGAUCUCAAAUACAUCUGUUUUGGGGUAAUAUGUUGUUUGAAAGAUCUCAAGUCGAGUGCAAGUUGGGUUUGACGGGCUGGAAGCAAAACUUGGACACAGCGGUUGAACGGUUCAAGCUUGCUGGUGCGUCAGAGGUUGACAUAUCAACGGUCUUGAAGAACCAUUGCUCUAACGCGGAAGCUGCAGAAGGUGAUGACAAAAAGAUUAAAGAUGCAAGUCCAGAUGCGGUAAACAAAGAUGAUAAUGGCGAUCAAUCUUGAUAAGGUAUGACAUUUUUCUUUUUUGAGUUCCCUAAUGCAACAAUUUUCGCGUGCUUGUAAUAUUAGAUUUGAGGAAGGGUUUACGGAAGAAAGAUCUGGUGUCAUAAUGUUUCAUUCUUUGGAUCAUAAGUUUUUGGUGAUGCUAAUUUUUUCACCUAAAACAUCUUUUAGUGACAAGAUGUUCAGGCCUGCAUUGUGUUUGGUGUUUGGUGUUUGUUUUCCUUGUUUUUUUCUUUCCUUUUUCUAUUUUAUUAUAUACUUGACAUUUUGAGGUAAUGUUUGGGCCUUGUGGGACUAUAAUAUUAUAAUCCGUGUGCAAAUUAAGCUAUCUGCAUGUUUGUAUGGUUUA
Molecule: messenger RNA, 2722 nt
Organism: Erigeron canadensis
Lineage: Eukaryota; Viridiplantae; Streptophyta; Magnoliopsida; Asterales; Asteraceae
Product: protein CLMP1
Exons: 1
Coding region: 49-2373 (774 amino acids)
Molecular function (GO): protein binding
Source: RefSeq, a predicted model, not a curated record